AUGGAAGACACUCUCGUGACGGAACAAUUCUUCUCUAUCGCCCCUCCGACACCAACAAAGCUGGCAAACAGUUCGUUUCAAAUGCUAGUUGAAGAAUCUCAAAAUUCUUGGAAAACCCAAUCGGAAGGCGACAUCUUCGACAAAAUUGUGUUCCGAGACGAUGAGCUGUAUGAUUCCACUCAAGACAGUUUUCGAUACGGGCGAGUAACAACAGGUCCCAGCUACAAUUUGGUGACUGGAAAAAUGCCGGAGAAGAUAUUCGAAGAGGUGAAAACCAAGGAUGAGGAGAAUGACGAAGUCGAGGAUGCUGGAGAGUUGGAAGAGGUCUCAACGAUUACAGAGACAUUUCUAGAAAUGUACCAUGGGCAGAUGCCAAAAUAUUUCGAUUAUCGAUCCAAUUUUCCUGAAAUCCGAGGAAUCUGGACUCUCCUUUUCGAUCAAGAGCACUACGAGAUGAUGUCGACGUUCGAACUGCAAGCGGCGAUUUGUGCAGCCUUAAAUUCCAAGCAUUAUCUAAUGAUUUGUAUCGGUGUGGACGCCUACAACACUGUCACAGGUGUCGAGAUGUCUGCUGUCGAUAGAGUCACUUUUCGAAUGGCAUUGACUAGAGCGGUAGCUGGAGAGUUUCAACCGCCGCUUGUGAAGAUCGCUCCAAAACUUCUAACCGGAGUAUCUCCCAUGAAACGAGACGUCUCGGAGCUCACCACGAGUAUCGAUGUGCUAUUUGUUCCGGUUAUUGGAGAAAAAGAAGAAAAUCGGUUCCUAAUUGUGGUCAGAGUCAAGGAGCUAUCCGAAAGGUUCUAUCAAUUGUCGUCUGGAAGGAUUUAUAAAGAGCAGGAGGGAAGAGUCGUUGAAAUGGCGAGUUUGAAUGAUGCUUUCCAUUUGAUGCUCAAUGAGCAGUCCAUGUCAGAUAUGCAGGAGAGACGGGGUAGUAUGUUCAUGCGAGAACCGGAGCCCUUUGUUACUGAGGGAACUUCGAUUGUUAUGGAUGAGCUGAAACGUGUUGUUCAGAAGGAGGAAAAAGUUCAAAACAUUAACAAAAAAUCUCUCCUCCAAUCCCUGCUCUACUCUGUCGAUUUGGAGCACAUCGGAUGGAUUCUCUUCGGCUCCGCGCUAUCAAUCUGCUUCUAUAAGAACGCCAUUAAACCUCUUGUAAAAUAG
Molecule: messenger RNA, 1161 nt
Organism: Caenorhabditis briggsae
Lineage: Eukaryota; Metazoa; Nematoda; Chromadorea; Rhabditida; Rhabditidae
Exons: 5
Coding region: 1-1161 (386 amino acids)
Source: RefSeq, a predicted model, not a curated record